Messenger RNA from Arabidopsis lyrata subsp. lyrata, 513 nucleotides. RefSeq names its product anthranilate phosphoribosyltransferase, chloroplastic. The coding region runs from base 1 to 513 and encodes 170 amino acids. Lineage: Eukaryota; Viridiplantae; Streptophyta; Magnoliopsida; Brassicales; Brassicaceae. Gene Ontology annotation, cellular component: cytosol. Gene Ontology annotation, biological process: L-tryptophan biosynthetic process. The record is from RefSeq and is a predicted model, not a curated record. Gene Ontology annotation, molecular function: anthranilate phosphoribosyltransferase activity. The transcript has 5 exons.
AUGUUCUUUAAAUUUCAUUUGUAUGGCUUGGAUUUGAGUGACACUUUGAUUGAGACUUUGAUUGAUCGGGUUGAUCUAUCUGAAGCUGAGGCUGAAUCAUCUCUCGAGUUUUUGCUGAACGAGGCAAACGAGGCACUAAUUAGUGCCUUUCUGGUUCUCCUGAGAGCUAAAGGAGAGACAUACGAAGAAAUUGUGGGGUUGGCUAGGGCAAUGAUGAAGCAUGCCAGGAAAGUGGAAGGAUUAGUCGAUGCUGUGGACAUAGUUGGAAUAGGUGGUGAUGGAGCAAACACAGUCAAUAUAUCAACUGGAUCUUCAAUACUUGCUGCAGCUUGUGGUGCAAAAGUAGCAAAGAGGUUUGAACAAAAAUCUCAAGAUUCUGAGUCAUUACCACUUGUUCCCACCACCAAAACGUUUCUCAGGCGAUUCAUUCAAGCAGCACAAGCGUCUCACAAGGUGAUUCCCGAUAUGGAGAUGGAGUUUCUAGCAAAUCAAGUUAUAAACGUGUUUACUUAA